UGUGUGCCGAUUCUUGAACUCCAACAAGCCUAACCAAGGACAAGGACUGGACAGGAGCACGGAUGUGCCCACGCUUGUCUGCAGAGGGCGAAUACUCUCUGAAAAUGAGGGCCAACCAGCUGUGACCACCCUCCAGGGGAAGCAGGGCUCUGGGCAACCGUGGCGAGGUGUGUGUCUUCUAGGCGAGUGAGCAGAUAUUAGGACCCAGGAUAGCCUCUGCGAGGAGUCCUGUCUGACCCAGGAAGGUUCCAGCCAUGUCAAACAAGGAACAGAAGGACAUGAAGAAAAGUGGCAAGCACCAGAGGGUACAUAAGACCCUCCCAUCAGAUGACUUCAAGAACUCAGAUGCAGUUAACCCUGCUGACAAACCAGCAGUUGGUACCAGUGGGAUGGGCAGCCAUUCUUCAGGAUCAGACAUGCAAGAGGCCAGGGAGCCUGUUCAGAAGAAGAUGCAGGAUUUCAAAGGUGAUGAUGGUACAGGACUUCUUAUGGAAAAGAGGAAACAGUUUGAAGAGGAUGUAAAUGCCUCUUUCAGAAGUCUGAAUGAAAACCUCCAGAGCAUUUUGAAAGCUCAGCAGAAUUCAAGGCAGGAGCUUAAGUCUCUGUACUGUGAAAGAUUUGGGUCGGUGUACCACAAUUGGCUGGUUGAGAUGGACAGAACAAGGGACCAAGAAGAAUACUUCAGUUUUAUAACCCAGCAGCAAAUGAAGAUUUUACAGACGGCUAUAGAGGACCAUGAAACCAAGCUCAAAAACGCUAAAGAUAUGUGUGACACAUUUUUGAAGAAAGCCAACGACUUGAGUAAACGUCAAAAAACCUUUAUUGGUGGUCAGCAGACUAUUGUGGAGAAGGAAAUCUCCAAGGUGCAGAACAGAGUAAUCAUGGAAACCCAAGAUCAAGACAUAUCCAUGGUUGAAACAUACCUUCAGUCCCUGAUCCAUGAAAGCUCUGAAGAAACCAUCUGAAGAUCACACAUAGGAUACACAGGGAAGGAAGCGUUAGCCAUGCUAAGAAGAUGUUGGUAGUAGUCAGUGCAGCAUCUUUCUCUUUACUUUGUUUGUUACAAUUGAGACUGAGACACUGUUAAUCAUUAAGUGAACUCCCAGCAGCUCUGUGAGUAGCGAGGACAGUUAAGUGUGGAUCAUCCAGGCCCAUGACAGCAAGGGAGAUUCAUUCUGCCCAGUAGUGGCAAUUACAUUUUGGAAGCAAAUGUCAUUUGACUUUGUGGUUGAUUCUCUGUCACUGUUCCAAAGUGAAUGUUACCAUACUUAUUUUAGGAAGAAGUGAAUAAAGAUGGGACCCAUUUUUCUGUG
Molecule: messenger RNA, 1313 nt
Organism: Mus musculus (house mouse)
Lineage: Eukaryota; Metazoa; Chordata; Mammalia; Rodentia; Muridae
Gene: Xlr5c
Product: X-linked lymphocyte-regulated 5C
Exons: 9
Coding region: 255-965 (236 amino acids)
Cellular component (GO): chromosome; nucleus
Source: RefSeq, a predicted model, not a curated record